Penicillium soppii is the source of this 1680-nucleotide messenger RNA. RefSeq names its product serine/threonine-protein phosphatase 2B catalytic subunit. The transcript has 5 exons. NCBI's taxonomy places the organism in Eukaryota, Fungi, Ascomycota, Eurotiomycetes, Eurotiales, Aspergillaceae. Gene Ontology annotation, cellular component: calcineurin complex; cytoplasm. Gene Ontology annotation, biological process: fungal-type cell wall organization; calcineurin-mediated signaling. Gene Ontology annotation, molecular function: calmodulin-dependent protein phosphatase activity; calmodulin binding. The record is from RefSeq and is a predicted model, not a curated record. Bases 1 to 1680 code for a protein of 559 amino acids.
AUGGAUCGAGCUAUUGCCCGCGCGGUGACCGAAAAGAAACCGGUCCCGGAGAUCGAUUUCACAUUGCAUACGAUGGAGGACAACACGCAGGUGUCGACAAUGGAGCGGGUGGUCAAAGAGGUCCAAGCGCCCGCCCUGAGUUAUCCUCCGGAUGAUAUGUUUUGGUCGCCCGAAGAUCCCUCCAAGCCCAAUCUCCAGUAUCUCAAGCAGCACUUUUAUCGCGAAGGUCGUCUUUCAGAAGAGCAGGCACUAUGGAUUAUUCACGCCGGUACACAGGUUUUGAAGGCCGAGCCAAAUCUGCUCGAAAUGGAUGCGCCCAUCACAGUGUGUGGUGAUGUUCACGGCCAAUACUACGAUCUGAUGAAGCUAUUUGAGGUCGGUGGCGAUCCUUCGGAAACAAGGUACUUGUUCUUGGGUGACUACGUCGACCGUGGUUAUUUCAGUAUUGAGUGCGUCCUCUACCUCUGGGCAUUGAAGAUCUGGUACCCUGAUUCGCUGUGGCUACUGCGAGGUAAUCACGAAUGCCGUCAUUUGACAGACUAUUUCACCUUCAAGCUGGAGUGCAAGCACAAAUAUAGUGAGCGGAUUUACGAGGCAUGCCUCGAGUCUUUCUGUUCGCUGCCGCUGGCGGCUGUUAUGAACAAGCAGUUCCUCUGUAUCCACGGUGGUCUCAGCCCAGAACUUCAUACUCUUGAAGAUAUUAAAGCUAUCGAUCGCUUCCGUGAACCCCCUACCCAUGGGCUCAUGUGCGAUAUCCUUUGGGCCGACCCUCUCGAAGAAUUUGGCCAAGAAAAGACCGGCGAUUUCUUCAUUCAUAACAGUGUCCGUGGUUGUUCCUACUUCUUCUCGUAUCCAGCCGCUUGUGCGUUUUUGGAAAAGAACAACCUUCUCUCCAUUAUCCGAGCGCACGAGGCUCAAGAUGCCGGGUACCGAAUGUAUAGGAAGACUAGAACAACUGGUUUCCCAAGUGUCAUGACGAUUUUCAGUGCCCCCAACUACUUGGAUGUUUACAACAAUAAGGCGGCUGUCCUCAAAUAUGAGAACAACGUCAUGAACAUUCGUCAAUUCAACUGCACCCCGCACCCAUACUGGCUUCCUAACUUUAUGGAUGUCUUCACCUGGUCAUUGCCGUUCGUUGGUGAGAAGAUCACCGACAUGCUCAUCGCCAUUCUCAACACUUGCUCGAAGGAAGAGUUGGAGGAUGAGACUCCCACCUCAGUCUCUCCCGUCGAGACAAGCAACCCGAUCUCGCCUCCUCCAACGGAUCCCGAGUCCAGCGAAUUCAAGAGGCGGGCCAUCAAGAACAAGAUUCUUGCUAUUGGCCGUCUUUCUCGUGUGUUCCAAGUUCUCCGUGAGCAAUCCGAGAGUGUUACUGAGCUGAAGACGGCGGCUGGCGGUCGUCUACCUGCCGGAACUCUCAUGCUAGGCGCAGAGGGUAUUAAGCAGGCUAUCCAUAACUUCGAGGAUGCCCGAAAGGUUGAUAUUCAGAAUGAGCAUUUGCCUCCUAGCCAAGAAGAGGUCAUCGCGAAGAGUGAGGAGAGUCGCCGCGUGGCACUGGAGCGGGCUGAGCAUGAGGCUGCCAACGAUACCGGGCUUGCCACGGUUGCCCGUCGGAUCAGCAUGUCUGCUGGCUCGGCUCGCCCUCGCCCCCGUGCGCGGGAUCCUCCUAAGGAUGCUUGA